This is a messenger RNA of Coccomyxa subellipsoidea C-169, 851 nucleotides long. RefSeq lists its product as hypothetical. The record is from RefSeq and is a predicted model, not a curated record. NCBI's taxonomy places the organism in Eukaryota, Viridiplantae, Chlorophyta, Trebouxiophyceae, Coccomyxaceae. Bases 66 to 851 code for a protein of 261 amino acids. The transcript is spliced from 9 exons. Gene Ontology annotation, cellular component: membrane.
GCCAAACGCUUUCAAUAGUCUUUCGCAUUGAGAAGGAAUUGAAAUCUAAGCAGAACGUUCUCAAGAUGGGCAGCUACUUCUCCGUGCCGCUGGCGAUCUCUUUGGCUAUUCCGCUGAUUGCUGGAAGCAUUGUCUCUGCAAGCACUGCAGACAACGUUCUCGUGUGGUACAAGACUCUGCCUAAGCCUUCGUGGAAUCUGCCCACCCCCAUCUUUGGGCCUACAUGGUCUUUCCUCUACGUAUUCCUUGGCCUGGCAUCCUUCGUGGUGUGGACACAGGGCGGCUUUGCUGAGCAGACAGGCCCCCUCGCCCUGUAUGCCAUCAACCUCGUCCUCAACCUUUCCUGGAUGCCGCUCUUCUUCAACAAGAAGGACUUUGGCCUGGCCCAGCUUGACAACGUUGCCACCUUGGGAACUGCUGUGGUGCUGGCAAAGCAGUUCUACAGGGUGAAGCCCGUGGCCGGCUACCUGCUGUGGCCCUACGUGGCCUUCCUCACCUUCGCUAACGCUCUCAACUUCUUCCACCUGAAGCACAACUCGGAGCGCCCGAUCGAGGAUGACCUCUACCACUCGAAGGACAAGAAAAACCCGGGAGAGCCGGGCUAUGGCGGAUCGACCACCGGCGGCACCUUUGGCGAGAAGGGCUACCCGUCAGGCGGCGCCAACGCAUGCCUCGCCGCCCCCUGCACCGGCCGCGGCCGCUCCGGCCGCCCCGUCUUCGUCCGCGCAGCCGCUGCCCAGAUGAAGACCAGGGCUGCAGCCGGUGCGAUGGCCAUGUCCAGCAGCCGUGUGACCCCUGUGAGGGCCGGCAUGUCCCUGCGCCAGGCGCCCAUGACCGCACGCUUCGCCUGA